AUUGAACAGUAGAGGGACUGUUCAUGCAUUUCGCCCACUUCAGAAUCCCUGUUAAACUCCUCUUCUUGCUCUCUUCAAGAGAAUCGCCAACUCUUCUCCUCUCAUCACCACCAUCGUCGUCGUCGUCGGAGGAGGAGGUGGAGGAGAUCGGCGGAGGAGGAGGAGUCGGAGUCGGAGAGGAAGCAAUGCUUGGCGGCGGCGGCGUGUCGGCGGGAAGUACUUUUCCAGGAUUUACCAGAUUGUGCAAAGGUCUUGCUGUUAUACUUAUUGCUGGAUUUGUCUUGCUGCAAGUUUUGCCUUCAGCUCUCGCUUAUCUUGCACUUAUUCCUGCAAGGACCAUCCCAUUUGCAUGGAACCUGAUCACUGCUGGCUAUAUUGAGCAAUCGCUUCCAGGGGUGGUUGUUAGCACAAUAGGUCUUCUUUUCUGUGGAAAGUUUUUGGAACCGUUAUGGGGUGCAAAGGAGUUUGUGAAGUUCAUAUUUGUGGUGAACCUCUUAACUUCAGUUGCUGUCUUUGUUACUGCUAUUGCAUUGUACUACAUCACCACGGAAGAAAGAUACCUUUACACGCCUAUUUCGGGCUUCUACGGGGUCCUUGCAGGAUUCCUAGUUGGCAUUAAGCAAAUAAUGCCUGAUCAAGAAUUACUAAAGAUCAAAGCGAAGUGGGUACCAUCUCUUGUCAUACUGUUCGCAGUGGCCAUAAGCUUCUUCGUAGCAGAAUCUCUAUCUUACCUGCCAACACUGUUGUCUGGCUUUUACAUGAGUUGGAUCUACCUUCGUUACUUCCAAAAGUACCCAGAAACGAGCCUUAAGGGAGACCCAAGUGAUGAGUUCUCCUUCUCAAGCUUCUUCCCUGAGUUUUUGCGGCCAAUCAUUGAUCCAAUUGCUUCAAUAUUCGAUAAGAUUUUUUGUGGAAGAAGAUCUGAAGGUUCUGUCGAAUCGAGAGGUUACACCAUGGGUGAUACGCCUCUUCCUGGUUCGGAUCCUAUUGAAGCAACCAGGAGAAGAGAACGAGGUGCGAGGGCAUUGGAGCAGAGAUUAGCUGCUGAGAAGUUAUCCGGAGCCAGAAGCUCGGAAGGAGUAUUGGGCGAAGAUGCCACCGCGAACGUCUGAAGCUGAUAUCUCUUUUGUGGAUCUGUUCAUUCUGCACCCGCGUAUCUCGUGAGGUAGUUCUUUUCGUCUGUAAUUUUUUUCAUCCUUUUUGAAGGACUAGAAAUACAUGGAAUUACAGAUGAUCAUUCAGUCUCAGCUUAGUGGAAUUACUAAAAAUGCAACCUUGUUCUUUUAUGCAGACCUUCCUUGUGACAACUUGAGCCUUCUUCUAUGUGUUGUUUUAGUUGCAUUUUUUUUCUUUUCUUUUUUUUGUAGGUAAAAACAUGUUUACCUUACUUGAGCUAUUAUUGUGUAUUUUGAAAUAGGCAUCAGAACUUUUACAAUUUUGAUCCUUUGAACAUUAGAACUUCAGUUCUCUCAACUUUUUGGUUUUGAUUUAAGUACCUCUCAAGUCUCCAUCAGAACUUGGAUGCUAUUUUUGAGAAGUUCAAUUCUUAAACAAGUUCAAAUGAUGAAUGAAUUGUAUUCAA
Ananas comosus (pineapple) is the source of this 1582-nucleotide messenger RNA. Its product is annotated as rhomboid-like protein 19. The transcript has 8 exons. Lineage: Eukaryota; Viridiplantae; Streptophyta; Magnoliopsida; Poales; Bromeliaceae. The record is from RefSeq and is a predicted model, not a curated record. The coding region runs from base 24 to 1112 and encodes 362 amino acids. Gene Ontology annotation, biological process: retrograde vesicle-mediated transport, Golgi to endoplasmic reticulum. Gene Ontology annotation, cellular component: Golgi apparatus; membrane.